Molecule: messenger RNA, 270 nt
Organism: Kalmanozyma brasiliensis GHG001
Lineage: Eukaryota; Fungi; Basidiomycota; Ustilaginomycetes; Ustilaginales
Product: ThiamineS/Molybdopterin converting factor subunit 1
Exons: 2
Coding region: 1-270 (89 amino acids)
Biological process (GO): Mo-molybdopterin cofactor biosynthetic process
Cellular component (GO): cytosol
Source: RefSeq, a predicted model, not a curated record
AUGUCCACCCCCUCUGUGCGGGUGCUGUACUUCGCCUCGGCACGAACGACCAUCGGUCUGUCCCAGGAGACCCUCGCCCUUCCUACCUCGCCCUUCCCGCUCAGCUCGCUCGUCGAACUCAUCGCAAACAAGCACGAAGGCGUCGAGCAGGUGCUCAAAACGUGCCGCUGGUCCGUGGACAACACGCUCAUCGAGCUCGACGAGAUCGGCGAGUGGUCGUUGAAGGGUGGAGAGGAGGUUGCGGUGAUUCCGCCUGUUAGCGGUGGGUGA